Diuraphis noxia (Russian wheat aphid) is the source of this 1485-nucleotide messenger RNA. RefSeq lists its product as uncharacterized. Lineage: Eukaryota; Metazoa; Arthropoda; Insecta; Hemiptera; Aphididae. Gene Ontology annotation, molecular function: protein binding; transcription corepressor activity. Gene Ontology annotation, cellular component: nucleus. Gene Ontology annotation, biological process: negative regulation of transcription by RNA polymerase II. The record is from RefSeq and is a predicted model, not a curated record.
UGCGUGUGUUCUGUUCAAAGGAUGUCGUGGGUUAUUGCAUGGAAAAACUCGAGUACGCCCCAUCGGUGGCUGACAACGCGGGCUACACGCCGUUGCACGAAGCGUGUUCGCAGGGCCAUUAUCACAUAGCCAAGUUGUUGCUUCUGUUCGGGGCAGAUGUCAGCGCCAGCGCUCAAGGAGGCAUACGGCCCCUACACGAAGCUGUUGAAAACGGCGACGUGCACCUGGUGCGUCUGUUACUCAGUUAUGGAGCAGACCCGCAUUUGGCCACCUACUCGGGACAGUCACCAUUGUCUUUGGCCACAGACAAGCAGACCAGAAUGCUACUGGAACAUCAUGUCAACGACGUUCAAGGCUACGGCARCGCGUCCGUUUGGAAUUUCGAUGACACCACGCUGACCCGUGAACCCGAGGACGUUGACCGGCUGCUGUGGUGUCUGCCGCCUGCCCCAUCGCCGGGACCGACUGACGAAGGCCCAUCGUUCGAGUUCGAAUUUUCCGACCAAUCGCUUCCGGACGUCUACAAGUUUCCGUCCGAAGGAGGUGCUGACGGCGGCCGCAAGACCGCCGGCGUCGACGACGACGAUUGGGUGCUGUUCUCGGACGUGUCGACGGCUCUGUCCGUGAAGACUGUCGAAGCGCUCGUCCAACUGAUGGAGGACGAGAACGCCGUUAUGGCCGUGCCGGCGGAACGAUUCAAAGAGCGCGCGGUGCUCCGGAAAUCGUUGGGCCGACAACCAAUCGUAGUGCCGGCCACCCCGGCCGCAGCUAACAAAUCCAGUGAACGUCCGUCCAAUGACGACAGCGACUCUGUAGCCACGAAGGAAGCCCCUUCUUGCACGUCGUCGUCGUCCACACCCUCAGCGACCACAAUCUCCACCGGCGCCGCUACUACUACUGUUGCUGCCACUUCCGYAAUUACUACCUCCGCCGCCUCACCAUUCUCGUCAUCGACAUCCGGCGACGAGCAAAUACUCUUGGUCCGUUACGACCGCAAACUUAAACAGCUGUUGGGCGUGAGCGUGUACACGGUGAGUUGACGUCGUCKUCAUCAUCACCAAUAGGCGGACGUGCGCACACAGAACGAGUUACCGUGUUAUGUUGUUGUUUUUCUUAUUAUUAUUAUUUUUUUUUUUUACUAAUAAAUUUAAGAAUUGCCAUUUGACAUAUUUUUCAACUAUAUGUUUAAACGACAUUUCUUUUUGUACUUAAAUAAGUUACCCAAAUUUUUUUUAUUUUAUUUCUUAUGACGAAUUUUGAACAAGUUAAUAAAAAGGUUGACAAUUUAUGUUUUGGUUGGUUAGUUUUUAAAAUUGGACACAUAAUCCGAACCAUCGGACGUGUUUAGUAUUAUUUAAAAAAUUUCAUUUUGUUAUUCUAAAUGAUUUUGGUAUACCUCUUUGUUAAUGUUCACAUUAAGUUUUUAUUAAUGUUAAAUAUUAUUAUGUAUAAAAAUAUGAUAUUUACUUUUUUUUAACAGCUGUU